Molecule: messenger RNA, 2016 nt
Organism: Trichosporon asahii var. asahii CBS 2479
Lineage: Eukaryota; Fungi; Basidiomycota; Tremellomycetes; Trichosporonales; Trichosporonaceae
Exons: 4
Coding region: 1-2016 (671 amino acids)
Molecular function (GO): flavin adenine dinucleotide binding; NADP binding; N,N-dimethylaniline monooxygenase activity
Source: RefSeq, a predicted model, not a curated record
AUGUCCAUCAUCCACCGCGGUGCCGCGGGCAAACGCAAACGGCAGAGUACCUCGGCGAUGGCUUCGGUGAGUCCUACUUCGGCUGGCGAGUUGCUGCGCUCGCUGCGGUCAGAGGCAGAGUAUUCGGAAGAGCUCAAUGAGUCGCUCAUCUAUCUUACGGCAGAACCAGGAUCAGAAGCAGAGCCAGAAGCCUCAGAAGCAUCCUGUGUCCGACGUCGGCCCCGGGGUGUAGUCUCGGCGACGGCUCCACCGCAAUCACAACAGCUGUCUCAAGCAGAACUUCGCCCGUGCUCGCUGCUCAUGCUCCCUUUUGCAAUCAUCCCCCUGUCUCAUCGCUCAGUCCUCUUCUCGACUGUGAAGGAACCCUCCGUCGAAGCAAAGGAGGGACAGAGAAGAGUAAGUGCUCGUGCUCGCCGUUGCGUGCUCAGUGUCCGCGAUGGUGACAUGCUCGGCCCGACUGGUUGGCUGAGACACCGAUCCCGACCCCGACCCCGUGGGGAUGUGCCUGUAAAGCCUUCACGUACGACAGCCGACGAAUCGACUGACCAGAAGAUGGGAGAACAGCAGCAGUCCCAGCAGCGCCAGGGCAAGAAACGAGUCGCCGUCAUCGGUGCCGGUCCCUCUGGCGCCAUCACGCUCGACGCAUUAGUGAAGGAGCAUGCGUUCGAUGUGAUCCGAGUGUUCGAGCGGAGGGAGGCGGCAGGCGGCUGCUGGAUCGGCGACACGGCCCCACCCCCUACACUCCGAGACUUCACCUCUUUGGCUGCUCGCACAGCAGACCCCCCGAUCCCCCUCCCCCCCUCUUUGCCCCUGCAAACGGCGCCCUUGGAUCCCGCGCAGUAUCCCCGCUUCUCCGAGUCGAGCAUCUACCCUUACCUCGAGACCAACGUCGACGCGAUCCCAAUGUCCUUCGAACUUGAGCCUUUUCCGAGUACGACGACAGAGUGGUCUCGCGGGCAUUAUGGCGACUCGACACCGUUCAGGCCAUGGACGGCGGUGAGGCAGUAUGUCCAGGACGUGGCGGCCUUACACCCGGACUAUGUGGAGUAUGGCGUCACAGUUGAGCGCGCCUCGAAAGUUGGGGACGAGUGGGAACUCGUUCUGAGGAAAGGGGGGUGUGAGGUGGAUACCUGGUGGGCGGAACGGUUCGACGCCCUCGUCGUCGCGAGCGGACACUACCAUGUGCCGUACAUCCCGCCCAUUGACGGAUUGGAGGAAUACGAAGCCUCCCGCCCCGGCAGUGUCAUCCACAGUAAGCACUUCCGCGGCCGCGAGCUGUAUGCUGGUCGGCGCGUCGUCGUCGUCGGCGCCUCCGUCUCGGCAGCCGACAUCGCGUUCGACCUCGCCCCGCACUGUACCGUCUUCGCCAUCAUGGUGGGACGCACGUUCAAUGCGUACUUUGGCGGCGGGGCGUUUGAGCACCCCCGCAUCACGCAGUGUGUCACUAUCGAUCGCAUCGACCCGAAAUCGAGGACUGUGUACUUGCAAGAUGGCACGGAGAUCCCGCAAGUGGAUCAUAUCAUCUUCGGUACGGGAUAUUCCUGGUCUCUGCCCUUCCUGCCCCAGAUCAAGCCUAGGAACAACAGAGUCCCCGGACUCUGGCAGCACAUCGUGCACCAGGACGAUCCCUCUUUGCUGUUUGUCGGCGCGGUGGGUGCUGGACUCACAUUCAAGAUCUUUGAGUGGCAGGCAGUGUAUGUCGCCCGUCUUCUUGCUGGGCGCUCUAAGCCCUUGCCGAGUAGAGAAGAGAUGGAAGAGUGGGAAGAAGAAAGAGUCAAGGUGAAGGGCGACGGGCCCGGAUUCUCCCUCGUCAGCCCCGACUUUGAGGCGUACUUUGAGCUCCUCAGAGAACUCGCCACAGAGGGCAGAACGGCGGAGGGUGUGGGCAGGAAACUACCCGUGUUUAGACGCGAGUGGCAUAGGGCUUUCAGCGAGGGACACGAGCUCAGGAAAGGCAUGUGGAGUCGUGUCAAUGCGCUGGCGGUGCAGGAGUUGCAGAAGACGACAAAGUUGUAG